UGCAAAUGUCCUGUGAUCAGGAAGUAAGCAGCAAACUCGCAGGCUGCGAAAGUCGCUGAAGUUCCUCUCUGCAGAGGGGCUGGGGUGGCUGCUCGGAGAAUGAGCCUUUCUGGUUCUCCUUCGGCGGGUUCUCAGUUCCCCCGUUGUCAAGCAAGCGGAGCUUCGUAGUUCUCCGAGGCGCUCCUGCUGAGCUCGGGCUCCCUUCACCAGCCUUUUGGCUGAAGCCACCGUGGGGUUAAUUUGCUGAUCUCUGAAGCCGCCACGUUGAGGAAAGAAUUAUGGGAUGUAUAAAAUCCAAAAGCAAAGACAAUCUGAAUGAAGCUGGGCUAGAUGUGAAGAUCCAACCAGUACGUAAAACUGAACGAGCUAUUUAUGUGAGGGAUCCAACGUCCAAUAAACAGCAAAGGCCAGCUGAAGAUGUACUUUUACCAGGUCAGAGGUUCUGUAAAGAAGCUGAGGAAAAGGAAUAUCGGGACAUUGUAGUAGCCUUGUAUCCUUAUGAUGGCCUUCAUGAAGAUGAUUUGUCCUUCAAAAAGGGAGAAAAACUGAGAGUUCUUGAGGAACAUGGAGAAUGGUGGCGAGCUAAAUCCCUCUUAACACAGAAAGAAGGCUUUAUACCAAGCAACUAUGUUGCAAAGGUCAACACCUUGGAAACAGAAGAAUGGUUCUUUAAAGAUAUAACCAGGAAAGAUGCAGAAAGGCAACUUCUAGCACCAGGAAAUGCUCCUGGAGCAUUCCUUAUCAGAGAGAGUGAAACGCUGAAAGGAAGCUUUUCUCUAUCAAUCAGAGACCAUGAUGAACAACAGGGUGAUGUUGUCAAGCACUACAAAAUCAGAAGUCUAGACAAUGGAGGAUAUUACAUCUCUCCAAGAAUUACUUUUCCCUGUAUCAGUGACAUGAUCAAACAUUACCAAAAGCAGUCAGAUGGCUUAUGCAGAAGGCUGGAGAAAGCGUGCAUCAGUCCUAAACCACAGAAACCAUGGGAUAAAGAUGCCUGGGAGAUUCCGCGGGACUCAAUAAAAUUAGUGAAAAAGCUUGGAGCAGGUCAAUUUGGAGAAGUUUGGAUGGGUUACUACAAUAACAACACCAAAGUAGCUGUGAAAACUCUGAAACCUGGCACUAUGUCUGUGCAAGCAUUCAUGGAAGAAGCCAACCUCAUGAAAACACUUCAGCAUGACAAGCUGGUCAGACUAUAUGCUGUAGUCACCAAAGAUGAACCUAUUUAUAUAAUAACAGAGUUCAUGGCAAAAGGCAGCUUGCUGGAUUUUCUGAAGAGUGCAGAGGGUGGAAAAACACUGCUUCCAAAGCUCAUUGACUUCUCAGCUCAGAUUGCAGAGGGGAUGGCGUAUAUAGAAAGAAAAAACUACAUUCAUCGGGACCUGAGAGCAGCUAAUGUUCUAGUUUCAGAGUCACUGAUGUGCAAAAUUGCUGAUUUUGGGUUAGCUAGAGUAAUUGAAGAUAAUGAAUAUACAGCCAGGGAAGGUGCAAAAUUUCCUAUCAAGUGGACUGCUCCAGAAGCCAUCAACUAUGGUUCUUUUACUAUUAAGUCUGAUGUGUGGUCCUUCGGAAUUCUUCUGUAUGAAAUAAUUACUUAUGGAAAAAUCCCGUAUCCAGGCAUGAGUAAUUCCGAUGUAAUGAUAGCUCUUCAACGUGGUUACCGCAUGCCGCGCAUGGAGGCCUGCCCUACGGAGCUCUAUGAUAUCAUGAAAACAUGCUGGAAAGAUAAAGCAGAAGAGAGACCAACGUUUGAAUAUUUACAGAGUGUCCUUGAUGACUUCUACACAGCUACAGAAGGACAAUACCAGCAGCAGCCAUAGGAAAAAAGGCACUCCCUCCCUUGCUACCAAUUGGCACAGACCUCUUAUUAGGACAAUGUGGCUGAGCCAAUUGCUUUGAUGUAUUGGGAUAGACCUAUUGCUUGUGGUCCCUGAAGCCGAAGGCUGCUGCUCAGUUGGAUGGAUAUGGACAAUACAAAUGCUCACCAUCCUGCUUAAAUUUAAAGUCCUGUAUCGAUGCUUUCUUUGUGUGUUGCUUAAACAAACAUCCAGCUAAGAUGAGCUUUGGCCAGAAGAUGGUAAAAAGGCCACACCAGUACAAUCAUAUUUAUAAACAAGAGACAGCUGAAAACAAAUUAACAACAACAACAAAAAAAGCUCAUGAAGUUACUGUAAGUGGCCAAGCUAAGCCCUAUAUCAUAAAAGUGAUGUUAGGGCCAAAGUAUAUGCAAUACAUGAGAUGCAUGAAUGAUCUCUUGCCAGUUUGCUUGUUUCCUGAAAAGCGACCUUGAAGGCUACAAUCAGCCAAGAAUUAUGAAACAGCAUAGAGGAUUGAGUUUUAUUUCUGCUCAAAAUUGUGUCCUGCCCUCUUGUUGCUUGACUUCAUUUAAAGAUACAGCCCCCUCCCCUUUUCUCCCACGGAUAGGAAACUUCAGAUUCAGAGAGGCUGUUCAUACAUCUGCUGCAUAACCAGCUUGGCCUUGAGCUUUUCAACAUGGAUAUUUCCAGGUGGUACUUGUCAAAAUGGUUUGAAUGAGGGAUGGUAAGGGCUACUGUAGCAUUUAUGCUAGUAUAAGGUUAAACAAAGUAAUGUGGAAUUGUACUUAGUACAAAUAUAGUGUGCUAAGUCAGCAUCAAAAAAGCACCAUGUUUUGGUUUUUUAAAGAACAGCUAGCUGUCGUGCAUUACCUUCCUUCAAUCCUAUAUGCUAGAACAUUUCACAGUUCAAAAGGCCUUAGCUUCUGUGUAGACAUGGAGAAUCAGUAGGGACUGAUACAGUCAAGAGGAAACCAUACAUGACUUUGUAGAAUUUUUAUAUAGGAAGUCAUUGUCUUGGUAGAGUCCUUUCUAGUGAUGUGGCUGAAUUCAUAGUAGAGAGGCUUGAUGGCUCUGCCAGGGGUAAAAAUGUAAUGUUCAUGGUGAAGUAUCUCAUAGUAUAUAGGACAGGAAUUUGAGGCAACAUUUUACAAUAAAUUAUGCCACCCAGUAGCUUCAGUCAGCAGCAAAUACAUUCAUUUCAUUGUAGAAUUCUCUUUGAUAUCACUUCCUUUGGAAUCAUCACUCAUUCUUACCAAAUUAUACAUAUAACAUACAGUAGGUACAGUGAUGACAAGUACACUUGGAAAUCAGGUUUCAAAGCUUCACUUGGAAUUAAGCUGAAAACUGGAUGUGACUUUAUUCUGUACCUCAUGCUUUCUUCCACUAGGGUGUUUUUAUCAUGCUAAGAAUUAACAGUAGCCCUCUUCAGCCAUGCUUAUGCUCAGAAGCCCCACCACCACCACCCAGUGUUACAGCAUUUGCUUGCAGAGACUAGGGCUGUGUUCAUGGACAGUUUAUUCCCAGAUCAGAAUGCAGCAUUUGGCAUCACAGAAACUGACCACACAAGUAAACACCAUAAUCAUGGACAGCAGAGGAUCGGCGCAGUGGCUUCUGAGCAUGUCAGCCCAGGACUAGGAUUUCAGAGCACAUUCUCAACACUCGGCAUUCUUAUGUCUGAGGAGGGCAGUGUUAUUGAGGAAUCUUCUCAACUAUAACUGUGUAACUAUAGGAGCAUCUUGAUUCGAACUCUGUUCAGCUGCACAAACCAAUAUUUUUAUAGUACACCUACUGUUUACUAUUUUUGAAUGAAGGAAUCCAGUUGACAAACUGGCAACCAGAUUGUUAACAUGUACAUAUUUCCAUUGUAUUGUGAUUUUAAUAAAUAAACAUUCUUAAACUUUGCACCUCA
Messenger RNA from Hemicordylus capensis (graceful crag lizard), 3723 nucleotides. RefSeq names its product LYN proto-oncogene, Src family tyrosine kinase (gene LYN). Bases 279 to 1817 code for a protein of 512 amino acids. The transcript has 13 exons. Gene Ontology annotation, biological process: innate immune response; cell differentiation; protein phosphorylation. Gene Ontology annotation, cellular component: extrinsic component of cytoplasmic side of plasma membrane. Gene Ontology annotation, molecular function: non-membrane spanning protein tyrosine kinase activity; signaling receptor binding; ATP binding. The record is from RefSeq and is a predicted model, not a curated record. NCBI's taxonomy places the organism in Eukaryota, Metazoa, Chordata, Lepidosauria, Squamata, Cordylidae.